Messenger RNA from Punica granatum (pomegranate), 1047 nucleotides. Lineage: Eukaryota; Viridiplantae; Streptophyta; Magnoliopsida; Myrtales; Lythraceae. The record is from RefSeq and is a predicted model, not a curated record.
AAAAAUUUAAAAAAAAAAGAAAAAAAGGUUAAAAACCUCUAUUGCCCAUUACAUCCCGAUUCGAUUCCUCAUCCUUUUAUCCAAUUUUUCCGGCUGAGCUCCGGCCUUUCUCGUUUUUUCCGCCGGCGGCAGAUUGGAACAGGGAGGUAGCUCCUUUCCUCCAGAGAUCUCAAUAACUUAAGUCACCGGAGGCUAUUGAUUGACAGAUCCGGCUGCAGCCGACAGACAGCUGAUGGCGGCUGCGGAGAGCAGAGUCAGUGCUGUGAAGGUGAAGCCGAGUACUCAAGACGGGCUGCCGUCGAAGGUCAAUUUGGUGGUGAAGAAGAAGACUGAUGGCUCAGCAAAGCAAACUGUCACCGCUGUCGUAAAAUCCGAGACUAAAUCAAAGGCAACAGCAAGUUCAUCCAAGAGUACAACAAAGACCGUAACUACAAAAGUGAGAGAGAAGAAGGUGUUCAGUUUGGCCGGCCAGAAAUACGAUCCCCCUGAAGAGAGGGAACCCUUGAGGAUAUUCUACGAGUCGCUUUCAAAACAAAUUCCUACAAGUGAAAUGGCAGAAUUCUGGAUGAUGGAACAUGGUUUAUUGUCCUCGGAACGAGCGAAAAAGGCUUAUGAGAAGAAACUGAGGAAGCAAAAGCAAAUGAGGUUGGGGACUCCCAUUAAGUCCUCAACUUCAUCAAUAAAACCCGAGAGUUCUUCGCAGCGAUUACAGCAACAGUCUUCGAAGAAUGGUGAUAUAAAGGCAAAGAAGAGAAUCAUCAAUGAGAGUGAUGACGACGACUUCAUCCUAAGUUCCAAGAAACGGAAAGUUUAAGGUAUUAACACAAGCUACCGGAAAGAAAAAAGGGUAAUAAUGAAAAAAUAUGAUACAUAAGAUGAUGUAAUUGCAGGAAUCGGUUCUUAUAGAAAUGACAUUCGACCGAGAAAGAAAGCAAGUCUCCUGAAACUCUUCGAGAAGGUGACAGAGGAAAGACAUUGUUUUUCUUCAUCAAAUUGAGAGCAAUAAAGAGACAUAAGAAACCUUUGCCUUGCUUAUAGGAUGAUUAA